Molecule: messenger RNA, 1953 nt
Organism: Limanda limanda (common dab)
Lineage: Eukaryota; Metazoa; Chordata; Actinopteri; Pleuronectiformes; Pleuronectidae
Gene: sptbn4a
Product: spectrin, beta, non-erythrocytic 4a
Exons: 10
Coding region: 1-1953 (650 amino acids)
Biological process (GO): actin cytoskeleton organization
Cellular component (GO): cell junction; plasma membrane; cortical actin cytoskeleton
Molecular function (GO): actin filament binding
Source: RefSeq, a predicted model, not a curated record
AUGCUUAUGGCCCGAGACACGGCGCGGGAUGAGGCUCAAAAGCUACACAGGAAGUGGCUGAAGCACCAGGCCUUUAUGGCAGAGCUGGCCCGCAAUAAAGAAUGGCUGGCCAAGAUAGAACAGGAGGGUCUGGAGCUGAUCCAGGAGAAGCCGGAGCUGCGUCCGGUGGUCCAGCAGAAGCUGGAGGAGAUCAGAGAGUGCUGGUCCGACCUGGAGAGCACCACCAAGGCCAAGGCACGCCAGCUCUUUGAAAACAACAAGCCCGAGCCGGCGGUGAAGAGCUACUCGGACCUCGACAACCAACUCUCCCAUCUGGAGCAGCAGCCCCCUCAGCUGGAGCAGGCGCACCACCUGCCCACCUUCAAUGAGCAGCUGCAGAAGUUUCAGGCUAUGGAGUCUCAGAUAGGGGACUUUUACAAGGAUGUGGGGGAGCUGGGAAGCUUGCAGGGGGUCUGCCUACCCCAGCGAGGGCUGAUGGCAGGUGACAAGGGAGGCGGCGAGCAGUCAGCCAUGGUGGAGACGCGCAUCGUCCGCCUCAUUGAGCCCCUGAAGGAGAGACGCCGCAUCUUGCUGGCUUCCAAAGAGAUGCACCAAGUCGCCCAGGACCUGGAGGAUGAGAUACUGUGGAUUCAGGAGAGGCUUCCCCUGGCCUCCUGUAAGGAUUAUGGGAAUAACCUCCAGAGUGUACAGCAGCAUGUAAAGAAGAACCAGACACUCCAGAGGGAUCUGACCGGGCGCCGUGCUCGUGUGGAGGAGGUUCUGGAUCGGGCGGGCAUCAUCGCUUCACUGAGGACUCCUGAGGUGGAGUUUGUACGUGAAGGCGCGGGUCACGUGCGCCAGCUGUGGGAAGUUUUGCAGCUGGAGACGGAGAGGAGGUCUGUGAUGCUGGACGCCAUGAUGCAGUCUCAGCAGUACUACAGCGAGGCAGCUAAAGUGGAGUCCUGGCUGUCCGGUCAGAAGCUCUAUCUUGUCAGUGAGGAAAAAGGCACGGAUGAGGUGAGCACCCUGCAGCUGCUGAAGGCCCACCUGGCUCUGGAGCAAACAGUGGAGACAUAUGCAGAGACAGUCGGCAUGUUAUCCCAGCAAUGCCAGCGCCUACUGGAAAUGGGACAUCCAGACAGUGAGCACAUCACGAAGCAGCAGUCCCACAUAGAUCGGCUGUACGUGUCUCUGAAGGACAUGGUAGAGCACAGGAAGACCAAACUGGAGCAGCAGUACUAUCUAUAUCAGCUCAACAAGGAUGUAGAGGAGUUGGAGAGGUGGAUCACUGAGCGCGAGGCCGUGGCCAGUUCCACCGACCUGGGCCAUGACCUCGAGGACGUCACGGUGCUCCAGGAGACGUUCACCAAGUUUGCCGCAGAAACCAACAACAUCGGCCAGCGGCGCAUGGAGCAGGUGAACAAAAUGGUGAACGAGAUGAUCGACUGUGGCCACACGGACGCGGCCACCAUCGCUGAGUGGAAGGAUGGACUGAAUGAGUCAUGGGCGGACCUCCUGGAGCUGAUGGAGACCCGCCGACAGAUGCUGGCAGCUUCGCACCAGCUGCACAAGUUCUUCACCGACUGCAAAGAGGUCUUGGCUCAGAUCGCAGGGAAGAUGAAGCAGUUGCCAGAGGUGAGGGCAUGCCAGGCCAACAUCACCAAUCCAGCCACCCUGCAGAGACUCAUGCACUCCUUUGAGCAUGCCCUUCAACUGCUAGUGGCACAGGUGAGGCAGCUCCAGGAGAACGCCGCCCAGCUGAGGACUAUCUAUGCUGGUGAGAAGGCUGAGGCCAUCAUGGCCAAAGAGCAGGAGGUGAUGGAGGCGUGGAAGGAGCUGCUGAGCUCCUGCGGGGCUAGUCGUGUCCAGGUUACUUCAGUGACCGAUAAGGUGCAGUUCUUCUCGGUAGUGCGUGAAAACCUGAUGUGGAUGGAAGGCAUCAUGGGCCAGAUAGGAUGGGAUGAGCCCAGGUGA